This is a messenger RNA of Cariama cristata (Red-legged seriema), 665 nucleotides long. RefSeq names its product probable ATP-dependent RNA helicase DDX11. Gene Ontology annotation, biological process: nucleobase-containing compound metabolic process; establishment of sister chromatid cohesion. Gene Ontology annotation, cellular component: nucleus. Gene Ontology annotation, molecular function: DNA helicase activity; nucleic acid binding; ATP binding. The record is from RefSeq and is a predicted model, not a curated record. NCBI's taxonomy places the organism in Eukaryota, Metazoa, Chordata, Aves, Cariamiformes, Cariamidae. The transcript has 7 exons. Bases 40 to 651 code for a protein of 203 amino acids.
CGAAUCCUUUGCAACCUGUGCAACGUGGUCCCAGGGGGUAUGGUGUGCUUCUUCCCCUCCUACGAAUAUGAGAAGCAGGUGUAUGCACACUGGGAGAAGACGGGGCUGCUCACCCGCCUGGCAACUAAGAAGAAGAUCUUUCAGGAGCCUAAGAAAGCCAACCAGGUGGAGCAGGUGCUGGUGGAAUAUGCCAAGUGCAUAAAGCGCUGCAGCCAGGCAGGAGGACAGAUGACGGGGGCCCUGCUGCUUUCUGUAGUUGGAGGCAAAAUGAGCGAAGGGAUCAACUUCUCUGAUGACCUGGGAAGGUGUGUGAUUAUGGUGGGAAUGCCUUACCCCAACAUUAAGUCUCCAGAGCUCCAGGAGAAAAUGACUUGGCUUGACAAAACAAUGCCCAGAGCUGCUGGCCAGGCACCUAGCAGAGUGCUGAUUGAAAACCUGUGCAUGAAGGCAGUAAACCAGUCAAUAGGCAGAGCCAUUCGCCAUCAGAAGGACUUUGCAAGCAUCCUGCUCCUGGACCACAGGUACGCACGCCCUGCCAUCUUUAACAAACUGCCGCAGUGGAUCAGGGAGAGAACACAGGUGAAACCUGCCUUUGGGUCAGCGUUUGCAGAGUUAAGGAAGUUCCAUCGAGGGAAGUCAGACGCUUUGUGAUGCAGACCAGAGAA